AUGUCAUCGAGCCGCGGACUCACCAUCGCCGGCCUAGCCCUAGCUGGCGGAGUUGGAUACUAUCUUUAUAAUGCGGGUGGCAGUCCCAAGGUUGCUCAGAAGAACUUCGAAGCCGAUGCCUCCAAGCUCUCAUCCCAGAUAAAGAGUGAGAUUCCGGGCAAAGAAAAGGAGGCAGAGAAGAAAGGCGAAGCCGUCGCUUCUCAAGCCAGCCAGAAGUUUGACCAAGCUUCCGCUGAUGCCAAAGCCAAACUCUCCGAAGCCGAAGCAAAAGCAAAAGAGGUUAGUCAAAAGACAGGCAGUCAGAUCAACAGUACCAUCGACAAGUUCGAUAAGACCGUGGAAGAAAAGGCCGCAAAGGCAAAGAGUGGAAUAAGCAGCUGGUUUGGUGGCAGCAAGUAA
Messenger RNA from Cladophialophora psammophila CBS 110553, 399 nucleotides. RefSeq lists its product as uncharacterized. The record is from RefSeq and is a predicted model, not a curated record. NCBI's taxonomy places the organism in Eukaryota, Fungi, Ascomycota, Eurotiomycetes, Chaetothyriales, Herpotrichiellaceae. The transcript has 3 exons. The coding region runs from base 1 to 399 and encodes 132 amino acids.